AUGGGUCAAAUGAAAAUUUACGAUUUCCCAGGUGGGCCAUACGUGACUCGAGUUCGUAUGGCAUUGGCAGAGAAUAAUCUUCAGUCACUAGUUGAGUAUGUUCUUGUCGAUCUUACUAAAGGGGAACACAAAAAACCUGACUUACUAGCAAAGAACUACUCUGGAACAUUACCAGUCUUGGAAAUCGAACCCGGGUUAUUUCUUAGCGAGUGUACUGCCAUAACAGAGUACCUUGAUAAUCUCGAUGGUAAGCCAAAGCUCACCGGUGUAACCCCCAAAGAAAAAGGGAUCAUUCACAUGAUGAACCAUCGUGCUGAAAUAGAACUCCUCGAUCCCUUUAGUGUUUAUUUUCACAACAGUACGCCUGGGUUGGGACCAGAAGUGGAGAUUUACCAAAACAACGAGUGGGGGCUCCACCAACGUGCUAAGUCGGUAAAGGGAAUGCAUUAUUUCGAUAGUGUACUCCGCAAACAGCCAUUUAUUGCUGGGAAUACCUUUUCAAUGGCCGACAUCACGGUUGUUGGAGGCUUGAUCUUUGGUGCAAUGUUGAAAGUACCAAUACCUGAAGAGUGCGAUGCUCUUAUCGAAUGGUAUGCAAGGAUGCAGACUCGCUCCAGUUUCAUUAAUCGAGUAACCAUGUCAAACUCAUGA
Molecule: messenger RNA, 651 nt
Organism: Dujonia railenensis
Lineage: Eukaryota; Fungi; Ascomycota; Pichiomycetes; Serinales; Debaryomycetaceae
Source: the annotation of a GenBank genome assembly